AUGUCACAGGAUCCUUUGCAGCACACAGGGAACGCACACAAACAAGGAGACGUUGAGAAGGGCAAGGAGAUCUUUGUUCAGAAGUGUUCACAGUGCCACACAGUUGAUAAGGGAGGCAAACACAAGACUGGCCCUAAUCUGCAUGGUCUUUUUCACCAAAAGACUGGUCAAGCUGAAGGUUUCUCUUACACAGAAGCCAACAAAAGCAAAGGUAUAACCUGGGGAGAAGAAACACUGAUGGUUUACCUGGAAAACCCCAAGAAGUAUAUUCCAGGCGGAACUAAGACAAUAUUUGCUGGCAUUAAGAAGAAAGGGGAGAGGGUGGAUUUAAUAGCAUACUUUAAGGAGUCCACUUCUAACUAAUGGCUUCUGCUGCCUUAUUUAUUUCAC
Messenger RNA from Lacerta agilis (Sand lizard), 390 nucleotides. Its product is annotated as cytochrome c-like. Gene Ontology annotation, molecular function: electron transfer activity; heme binding. Gene Ontology annotation, cellular component: mitochondrial intermembrane space. Gene Ontology annotation, biological process: mitochondrial electron transport, ubiquinol to cytochrome c; mitochondrial electron transport, cytochrome c to oxygen. The record is from RefSeq and is a predicted model, not a curated record. NCBI's taxonomy places the organism in Eukaryota, Metazoa, Chordata, Lepidosauria, Squamata, Lacertidae.